Messenger RNA from Penicillium diatomitis, 3258 nucleotides. Its product is annotated as tetratricopeptide repeat protein. Lineage: Eukaryota; Fungi; Ascomycota; Eurotiomycetes; Eurotiales; Aspergillaceae. The transcript has 5 exons. The coding region runs from base 1 to 3258 and encodes 1085 amino acids. Gene Ontology annotation, biological process: transcription by RNA polymerase III. Gene Ontology annotation, cellular component: transcription factor TFIIIC complex. Gene Ontology annotation, molecular function: protein binding. The record is from RefSeq and is a predicted model, not a curated record.
AUGAUUAUGGCAGAACCAUCUCCUGUAGAUUAUUCGUCUCCCGCGGAGCCAAUAUACUCAUACCCGGAUAUCGACGAGUCCAUACAGUAUCCGUGGCGAGAAGACGAGAUUGCACCCUCUCAAGCUACUCAUCAUGUGCCGGCAAUUGAUCCUCAAUUGUAUGGAGACUCCUUCGCACAGAUGCAAUUCGAGGACCCUGGGCAAGUGAAUGCCUUUUCCUAUGGUACUGGCGAAGAGUCUGACGAUGGGCAAGUAGCCCAUCAGAGCUACGUCCAUGGGAUGGACGAUGAUGACCUCGAGUAUGAGCAAUCAGAUAGUGCAAGUGACAGGUAUGAAUUCUUCAUGGCGAUGGACGACGAAGAUUUUAAGUCUGAAGAUGAAGGGUCCGAUGACUCUGUCGCGGCCCGCCAUCGCCGACGGGGUGGAGGUCGCUUCUCAGGUCGCUAUGGCGCUCGCGGCAGGAAAGGUGUCAAACGAGGACCGCGUAAGGCACUGGAUCCGGGGCCAGAGUUCAAGAUCUUCCAUUCAGAGGCGACCUCGGCUUUCAUUGAUGGCGAUUAUGAUCGGGCCCACGAGUAUGUGAAUCAGGCGAUUCAAAUCAACCCCGAAAUGUUCCCUGCCCACUCGCUCUUGUCGGAAAUCUGGCUGGCGAAAGGUGACAAUAUGCGCGCUCUGCAGGCGCUUUGGAAUGGUGCGCAUACUCGACCGAAGGAUCCGACCGUUUGGAUGAAGGUAGCACGUCUUUUGCUGGACCGUGCAGGUGAAAGUCGGGGGGCCGUGUUGAAGGACGUCAUCUACUGCUACAGUCGUAUCGUUGAAAUUCAACCUGGCAAUUACAACGUGCGUUUUCAAAGAGCAGCCCUGUACCGGGAACUCGGUCACAAUGGCAGAGCUGCCGCCGAAUACGAGCGGAUUUUGCACGAAAAGCCCUACAGCACACGAGCCCUGCGAUACAUCGCCGAGAUCUUCAUCGAUCUCAACGACGUUAAUCGGGCACUUGUUUACUGGUCCAGAAGCGUGGAACAUUUCCUGACACUGGAUCCGGAUCGGGUUCGAGACUUCUCGUGGUCUGAUAUCAACAUUUACGCCGAACUCUUUGGAUAUGUCAACCGGCCAAGAGAGGGGCUUCAUCAUCUUAAGAAUCUCUCCAGAUGGAUACUUGGUCGGAAAGAUGACAUUAUGUGGGUUGACUUUGAGGAUGAUGACCGAGAAUGGGACUCUCAAGACUCCCCGCGUCGUAUCAAAACCGACGGUUACGUGCCCGGCCACUGGCCACGAGACAGCUACGGACUCGGACUGCCACUGGAACUACGCGUGAAGAUGGGCAUAUUCAGACUCAAGAUGGGCGACAAGAAUUACGGCGAAGCGAUGCAACACUUAGAGUACCUGAACCCAGAUGACAUCUCUGAAGGAGCUCGCAUAUACGACUAUGGUGAUCUCUUCAGAGAGGUCGCAGAUGCUCUGAAAGAGCGCGGAUUACUUGAAGAGGCGCUCCGCUUCUAUGCACCUAUUCAACAAACAUCAGGAUACGCAGAUGUGGGCUUUUUCCUGGCCAUGGCCGAUUGUUGCAUGCAGUUGGGAAAGAUCGAGGAUGCCGAAAGCUGCUAUCUUACUGUUGCGGACCACGAUUCGAGCAAUAUCGAGUCCCGCGCGCAACUUGCCAAGCUCUACGAUAGUUUAGGAAUGCCCGACCAGGCUUACAAGUAUGUGAACGAGGCCGUUCUGCUUAGUCGACAAGAGACCAGAACUCGAAGGAGGAGAAAAGAUGCGCGGCUGGAACAGCUGGCUGCUGAAUUCAGACGAUCUGAUCCUGCUGCUCUCAGACCACUUGCACCUAAGCCCAUGGCGCAGGCCGAGACUGAGCCGUCCACAGGUCCUGCAAGAGGCAGUCGCUCUGAUGACAUCAAGUUCCUCUACGCUAUGCUGCAGCAGCUGGAGCCCAAAGUCAGAGCGGGGAACCUCGACGCAAUUGAAGACUGGCUGGAUAUUGCGGAUGCCUUGGUGCGCGAGUUCCGUUCCAAUCGGAUCUUCUAUCCGAUGGCGCGCACAACUGAAUUUUCAGGUUACGCGAGCCAAGCAUCGCGAAGAAACAAUGGGUCAAAGGAGAACGCCUUCUUGGACGAGAUGGAGGAAAUAGCGGGACGUCUUCAAAAGUCGAGAGCUGAGCUUGAGGAAGACGAGCUACUGCAAGGAGCAAUUCCGACAGAGUAUCACGGCAUUUCCUUUGAUGUCUGGCUGGAUUUGUUUCUUCAAUAUGCCCUCCGUGUCACUGAACAAGGAGAACCGAUGGAUGCUUACGAAGCUCUUGAGGGCGCCGCGACUGCCAGUGUGUGGUUCCAUGACAAGCGAAAAUCCCGAAUGAUCCAUGUCUGCUGGUUCACAUGUGCACUUCGUGCUCAGGAUGAAGAAGCCCUCGCACUCGAAGCUCGAUGGUUCGUAAAGGAAUAUCAGUUCGUCACGGACACAUAUCGAUUGUUCUCCAUGCUCAGUCACCUCGCGGGCAACCCGCGAAAAUCAUUGUUCAACUCUUCUCCAAGUAUGAAAUUCAUGCUCCGGCAGAUCAAGGCCAUGGACUUUACUCUACCGGACGCGGAUGGUAAACCUAAGCCGCCACGACAAUCUGUUUGGAGAGAACGCGCAGCUCUGUCUACGAAGGACGAGGAUGGGAACAGCGUUCCGGCCUAUGAACUUGACAUUGCGCUGCUGGUUUUAUAUGGGCACAUCCUGUACUCCGGAAACAGUUUCUAUCCCGCUCUGAACUACUUUUUCCGUGCCUACGCUCUGGAUGACCAGAACCCUGUGGUGCUACUUUCCAUUGCGUUAUGCUACAUUCAUCAUUCGCAUAAGCGGCAGUGCGAGAACCGUCACUACCUUAUUAUGCAAGGCCUGUCAUUUUUACACGAAUAUCGCCGUGUGCGUGGAAAGCACGGUGCUGCGCUGCAAGAACUCCAGGAGGUCGAGUUCAAUUUUGCGCGCGUCUGGCAUGGCCUCAAUCUGUCCCAUUUGGCUAUUGAAGGUUACCAACGAGUACUUCAGUUGGGUGAACAGAUUCAGCAGGAAACAUCACAGAGAAGUACAGACAUGGACAAUGACGAUGAUAUCCAGAUGAUCGGUGUGGAAGAGUCAUCGGCCCGUCACGGUCAAGGCUUCGUCGAGGACUUUUCACGGGAGGCUGCAUAUGCUCUACAAUGCCUAUAUGCUCUUGGAGGCGACGUGUCUACAGCCAAGGACAUCACAGAGAAAUGGCUUGUCAUCUGA